Molecule: messenger RNA, 1369 nt
Organism: Petromyzon marinus (sea lamprey)
Lineage: Eukaryota; Metazoa; Chordata; Hyperoartia; Petromyzontiformes; Petromyzontidae
Product: nucleoside diphosphate kinase A 2
Biological process (GO): GTP biosynthetic process; UTP biosynthetic process; CTP biosynthetic process
Molecular function (GO): nucleoside diphosphate kinase activity
Source: RefSeq, a predicted model, not a curated record
GCCGCUGUGGCCGCUGGGACAACUUCCGGGUCGCGCGAGAGGUCGUGAAGGGCGACAGGCGCCAUGUGGACGCUGCUACUCGCGCUCCUGGCGCACUUCUUUAAAGGACGAGAGCCGCGGCAUGAACGCACACUCCUCGCCAUCAAGCCCGAUGGCGUGCAGCGAAGGCUCAUGGGAGACAUCGUCAAGCGCUUCGAGGGCAAGGGCCUCAAGUUGGUCGCCAUGAAGUUCCUCAAGCCGCCCGUCGCACUUCUGCAGCAGCAUUACAUCGACCUCAAGGACAAGGCGUUCUACAGCAGUCUCGUGCAGUUCAUGAACUCGGGUCCUGUGCUCGCGAUGGUGUGGGAGGGGAAUGGCGUCGUGCGCACCUGCCGACGGAUGCUUGGGGAGACCGACCCAGCGGACUCGGCGCCCGGCACCAUCCGCGGGGACUUCUGCAUCGACAUCGGGCGAAACGUGAUCCAUGGAAGCGACUCGGAGGAGAGUGCCCAGAAGGAGAUCUCCCUGUGGUUCCAGCCGGAGGAGCUGGUCACUUGGUAUAGCAACACGGAGGCCUGGGUUUACGAGUAAUGGAGGCCGUGCCAUUCGCAGAUAUUUCUCUUCUCAACAUUUGCUGCCUACUGAUCUAUUUCCAUCCAAACACGCUACACCUCGAAGGCUUGUUUAGUUUGGUAAAUAAAAGCUACGUUUGUUCGUCUAGAUCAUCGAGGUGAAACGCCUUGAUAGAAUACCUCGCUGCACAAAGCUGCCUCUUGUUUUGCGAUUCCGUCCAAGUACAACACCUUUACAAGAGUAAAAAAAAAAGCAAAGCUGGAUUAAAAAAUGUUGGUGAGAACCCAGAGUUUCCAUACAGCUUCAACAAUUUAUACCUGAGAAUACGAUAUUUUAUAUAAUUGCAGAAGCAGUUUGCAGCACUAAAAGCAGAAUGGAAGGCACCUUGCCACACAGAGGUCUUUAGGCAGUGGCGGACUGUGCAUGCCGGUUGUCUUGCCUUGCACGAUGUCGUGUGCUUAUGGGUGGUGGCUGGUUUCGGGGUCUUGCUGCUUAUUUGCGGGUGAUGCAGAGACACGUUUAGUUGGUGUCUACACGAGGUCAGUGCAGUGUCUUAAUUUAGUCUGUCCACGUGUCUCCAGCUGUCUUGAAUAACAAAUAUAAAGCUGUUUAUGUCUACAGCCUAAACUAUGAAAACUUCGCUGGUUAUUUGCAUAAAACAGCUGGAGUAAUAUUCUUCAGGAGAAAAUGAAAGCCGUGUAAGCAAAGCGACACCACUUUAUGGAGUUUAUGCAAGUAGCCAGACACGUGGGUCGUUCACUCAAGUAAAAAAUAACUUGUUUUUUUUAGGCCAAUAAAAUACAUCAUUGUUCCCAGA